Messenger RNA from Lingula anatina, 512 nucleotides. RefSeq lists its product as uncharacterized. Gene Ontology annotation, molecular function: protein binding; collagen binding; calcium ion binding. Lineage: Eukaryota; Metazoa; Brachiopoda; Lingulata; Lingulida; Lingulidae. Gene Ontology annotation, biological process: anatomical structure development. The record is from RefSeq and is a predicted model, not a curated record.
CUGAGAUAAACUCUGACAGGUGGGAGCACACCUUGACUUCUGCUAGGGCACUGCAGACAACCAGUUUGUGGGAGGUGCAUUUGAAGAAUGGAAAAGGCAUUUUCUAUUGUUUGUCUUUUCAUAGCAGUUGGAGUUGUUAAUGUAAGGGCCCAGGACAACUGUGUUUCCAAAUUGUGUCCAGAGGAAUACAUUCCUGUUUGUGGCUCAGAUAGGAGAACAUAUGGCAAUGACUGUGAACUAGAGAUUGCCAUAUGUUUGUUUCAAAAUCAGGGAACCAAAUUGUCAAAAGUCGGAGAUGGUGAAUGCUCACAAUUAACCAUAAAUGCUAUAAAAACUACUCAGCCUACCACAACCACAAUAGAACUAACUACCACUCUUAAACCUACCACGACUCCAAAACCAACAACUCCUAAACCAACCACUACCCAAAAAUCAUCAACAAUAGAGCCAACAACCACUACCCCCAAACCAACCACCCCAAAGCCAACAACCACUACCCCAAAACAAACAAC